Emiliania huxleyi CCMP1516 is the source of this 1611-nucleotide messenger RNA. RefSeq lists its product as hypothetical. The transcript is spliced from 3 exons. The coding region runs from base 52 to 1362 and encodes 436 amino acids. The record is from RefSeq and is a predicted model, not a curated record. NCBI's taxonomy places the organism in Eukaryota, Haptophyta, Isochrysidales, Noelaerhabdaceae.
CGAACAUUGAGCGCGUCGAGCCGCCGACAGCUUUCGCUCACAAAAACCACCAUGCCCUCCAUCGCGGAGCGCAUGGCAAGCUACGCCAAGUCCCUCGCCUCGGACGGGAACGGCAACCCCACCCUCGACGCUGCAGACAUGAGCCACGCGGACGCGAUUCCUCCGACGCCCGGUCGCGGGGACGAGGAGUAUCUCUGCAACAAUUUCCGCCUGGACCCGAGCGCGGACUUCGGGAUGUGCAAGUGCGGCUACAAGAAGAUCGACCACCCCCACCCACCGACCCACGCGCCCCCUCCGCGGUUUGGCGCCGCCGGCCUCCGCCACCCGAGUUGGCUGUGGGACGAGGGGCCGGUGGCGGAGCCGGCGGACCUCAAGUCGCCGCGCAGCUACACGGACGCGCACAACAACAAGUACAACGAGCGCCUCGCCCGCGCGCGGCGAGGGUCGAUGUCUGCGCGAGGCGCGCCGCAGCCGGCGCGCGGUUCGGCUCGAGGCGCCGCAAACCGCAGCGGCGCGCCUCUGAGUGCGAGGCUGGAGGUCGCGGGGGCGACGAAGGCGCGGCAGAUGAGCGCUCUCUCCGAGGCGUCCUUUGCCUCUCCUCGCGACGGGUCGAGUGUCCUGCCAACCGACGACUCGGACACAGCGAGGAUCAACGCCGCGCGAGAGGCGGAGGCGGCGGCGCAGCAGCGGGCGGUCGACGCGGCGGCAGCGCGCAGGGCGGCGGACGCGGCGGCGAGGCAGGCGGCGGAGGCGGCGGCGGCUCGCAAGGCGGAGGAGGCGGCGGCGAGGAAGGCUGCGGAGGCGGCCGCCGCCGCGGAGGCGAAGGCGGCCGAGGAGGCGGAGCGGAAGGCGACGUUGCGCUGCGAGCUCGAGGGGCUGAAGAUGACCGAGGUGGCGAAGCGCGCGCUGCAGAUCGGCAUCAGCGAGCAGCGCGUCGACGACGCGCUCGACGCAGACACGCCGCGGUCGGCCCUCAUCGAGAUGGUCCUCACCGAGACUCCGCGCGAGCUGCCGACGCCGGCGCUGUCUGCGUGGGAGGAGGAGCGAACCUUCCCGCCGGGGAUGGCGGGGUCUCCCGUACGGUCUCCCGGCUCGGCGCGGCCGCAGUGGUUCGGCGGGAUGCUCGACCGCGCGAUGUCGAGCUUCUUCAAGUCUGACGACGAGGACGAGGCAAACGCCAGCCAGCCCACGGGCACGCGCGGCGCGGGCGGCGGCGCCGGCAAGGGCGCCGCCGGCAAGGGCGCCGCCGCCGGCCCGGCCGCCCCGCCCUCCGCCCUCGCCUGGGAGACGCCAAGAGACGUGCGGCCGGCGGGCGACAAGAGCAAAGGCAACACGCGCCAGCUCUACUCGUCACUGGACUGAGCUCCAGACUGGCAGCCGACCCCCAGCCACGGCUGACUAAGCCCUCUUCACAAACUUCUCAGCCGCGGCCCCAACCUCGAAGCGCAGCCCCGCCCCGUGUGCAUGCCAUGGUGGGUGCUUGCUGUACAACUGCUCUGUCGGUGACUCCUCCUCCCUCCCCCCCCCCCAAUGCCCAAAGCCACUCUUGGCUCUCUUGGGAGUGACCACAUAUGUCUCCCUCACAACAGCCGUUAAAAUUACCCUAUAGAC